AUGGUUACCUUCACGGUUUUCAAGGGGUCCAAGGAUGGCAAAAUCGUCCAGUCCACCACCACCAGGGAUAUGAAGGACGACGAGGUUCUCAUCAAGGUCACCCACUCAGGUCUUUGCAGUACCGAUGAGCACUUCAGGAAGGUAGACAUGGUCCUUGGCCAUGAGGGCGCGGGAAUUGUUGAAGAUAUGGGUCCCGCCGUCAAGGGCUUCAAGAAGGGCGACUCUGUUGGCUGGGGGUACAUACACAACACUUGCAACAACUGCAAGCAAUGUCUCAAUGGCCGUGAGACUCUCUGCCCAGAGCGGGAGCUUUUCGGAGACAACGACCACGAUCAAGGUUCUUUCGCGACGCAUGCGAUCUGGAAGUACGACUACAUCUUCAAGAUCGACGAGAGGAUCCCACGACAAUUCGCCGCGCCACUCAUGUGCGGAGGUGCUACCGUCUUCAACGCCCUUCGAUCCUUCGGUACGAAAUCCACCGACCGCGUUGGUAUUGUUGGUGUUGGAGGACUGGGACACUUGGCGAUCCAAUUCGCUGCCAAGAUGGGUUGUGACGUCGUGGUGUUCUCCGGUACAGACAGCAAGAAGGAGGAGGCCCUCAAGCUCGGAGCGUCCGAGUUCGUCGCCACCAAGGGCGUCAAGGAGCUUAAGAUCUCUAAGCCCGUCGACCACCUCUUCGUCACCACCUCCUUCAAGCCAGAUUGGAACCUAUACCUAUCUCUUGUCGCCCCUGGUGGUACCAUCUACCCUCUCACUAUCGCCUAUGGCGACCUGACCGUUCCUUACCUGCCAAUCAUCCGUGCUGAACUGAGCAUCCAGGGUGCCCUCGUCGCCGCCCGACAGGUCCACCGGGAGAUGCUGGAGUUCGCCGCACAGCACAAGAUCUACCCCAUCAUCGAGGAGUUCCCCAUGACCGUGGAGGGCAUCACAGAGAGUAUGAAGAGGCUGGAGGAGGGCAAGAUGCGGUACCGCGGUGUCAUCGUCGCCCCGUAA
This is a messenger RNA of Amorphotheca resinae ATCC 22711, 993 nucleotides long. RefSeq lists its product as hypothetical. Gene Ontology annotation, biological process: alcohol metabolic process. Gene Ontology annotation, molecular function: zinc ion binding; alcohol dehydrogenase (NADP+) activity. Bases 1 to 993 code for a protein of 330 amino acids. The record is from RefSeq and is a predicted model, not a curated record. Lineage: Eukaryota; Fungi; Ascomycota; Leotiomycetes; Helotiales; Amorphothecaceae. The transcript is spliced from 2 exons.